GAGAGCGGGCCCGGCGGGCCCCCGGCGCGCUCGGGCCCGGGCGGAGGCGGAGGGGCCGCGCUCCUCCCUCGCCGCCCCCGCCAUGGCCGACAACGAGAAGCUGGACAACCAGCGCCUCAAGAACUUCAAGAACAAAGGCCGCGACCUGGAGACUAUGAGAAGACAAAGAAAUGAAGUUGUUGUGGAGUUGAGAAAGAACAAAAGAGAUGAACAUCUCCUAAAGAGAAGGAAUGUUCCCCAUGAAGAUAUCUGUGAAGAUUCUGAUAUAGAUGGGGACUUUAGAGUGCAAAACACUUCUUUGGAGGCAAUAGUACAGAAUGCUUCAAGUGACAACCAGGGUAUUCAGUUAAGUGCUGUGCAGGCAGCAAGGAAGCUGCUGUCCAGUGACCGCAACCCACCCAUUGAUGACCUAAUAAAAUCAGGAAUAUUACCUAUUUUAGUGCACUGCCUUGAAAGAGAUGACAAUCCUUCCUUACAGUUUGAAGCUGCGUGGGCUUUGACAAACAUUGCCUCUGGAACCUCGGAACAAACCCAGGCUGUAGUUCAAUCCAAUGCUGUGCCGCUUUUCCUGAGACUGCUGCAUUCACCUCAUCAAAAUGUUUGUGAGCAAGCUGUGUGGGCUUUAGGAAAUAUCAUAGGUGAUGGACCCCAGUGUAGAGAUUAUGUUAUUAGUCUUGGAGUAGUGAAGCCACUGCUGUCCUUCAUCAGCCCCUCCAUCCCCAUCACCUUCCUAAGGAAUGUCACCUGGGUCAUGGUCAACCUGUGCCGCCACAAAGACCCCCCUCCACCGAUGGAAACCAUCCAGGAGAUCCUGCCAGCGCUCUGUGUUUUAAUUCACCACACGGAUGUAAAUAUAUUGGUAGAUACAGUCUGGGCACUCUCCUAUCUAACGGAUGCUGGCAAUGAGCAGAUCCAGAUGGUGAUAGACUCUGGAAUUGUCCCUCAUUUGGUUCCUCUCCUCAGCCACCAGGAAGUUAAAGUCCAGACGGCUGCACUGAGAGCUGUGGGGAACAUCGUCACUGGCACCGAUGAGCAGACACAGGUAGUUCUCAACUGUGAAGCUCUCUCACAUUUCCCAGCACUUCUGACACAUCCCAAAGAAAAAAUUAAUAAGCAUUUGGUUGAAGCUGGUAACAGUGAAAGACUGAGGAGUCUUGUGGAGUCUCCUAAGGAAGCAGUGUGGUUCCUAUCCAACAUCACUGCAGGAAACCAGCAGCAAGUUCAGGCAGUAAUAGAUGCAAACCUCGUUCCAAUGAUAAUACAUCUUCUAGAUAAGGGUGACUUUGGUACCCAGAAAGAAGCUGCUUGGGCAAUAAGCAACUUAACAAUCAGUGGGAGAAAAGACCAGGCCUGGAGAAAAUUGAACAGCUACAAAACCAUGAAAAUGAAGACAUCUACAAACUGGCUUAUGAGAUCAUUGAUCAGUUCUUCUCUUCAGAUGAUAUUGAUGAAGAUCCAAGCCUUGUUCCAGAAGCAAUACAAGGCGGAACAUUUGGUUUCAAUUCAUCUGCCAAUGUACCAGCAGAAGGGUUCCAGUUUUAGAGUGGUAUUUUGGAAGUUUAGGUACAAUGCAGCACUGAAUAAAAAAAAAAAAAGGUUUGAUCCAUCAAUCUUGGCUCAUGGGAUCCGCUGCUGCAUUAAAUCGGGAAAGAAAAUGUGAAGAUUUCAUUUGGAAUCACAGAAAAGCCCAAAUGAAGUCAAGAUGGCGAGUGGGUGCGAGUGAGAAUGAGUGGCAAAAUGUAAUGACAAACUUCACACUGAAUGCUUCUUUAGAUUGUUCAAAGAAAAAGGGCUACAGGUCACAGAUCUUCAGUGCCUGAGAAGGAACACCGACUUCCUAGAGCACUUGGGGGAACGCAGUACUCUCAUCAUCAGCCUCGUAAGCAUAAGAGAAUAGGAUGCCCACACAAUGCAAGGAGAACGAGCCCAGGCCUUGCUCUGAAGCCCCGUGUGAAUGGCCAGCGUGGAGUGAGUGUCUGCACCCGCUGCCCUGGAGCCAGGCUGUGGCCGGGGCUGCCCUGGGGCCAGGCUGUGGCCCCUGGGGCCGGGCCGUGGCCAGCCCGGGGCUGUGGCCAGCCUGGGGCCGUGGCCAGCCCGGGGCCGGGCGUGUGCGCGAGAGAGUGGUUGUGAUGUGUCUGUGAACGCAUGCGAGCUUGAGUUGCCUCCAGGGGCUGAGAACCUAAAAUCAUCCAAUGAGUUCAUAAGUGUUGACUUACACUGGACACACAAAGACCGGUUUAGCAGCAGACUCUGGUUUACUCCUGCAGCCUGUGUUUUUUCUCUUUUUUUUGUUUUGGUUUAUUUUUUUUUUUUCCCCCCUCUUAUUUUUUCUUCCAGUUCUUUUUCAUUUCUUUUCCUGUUACGGCUUCUUAGUUGUUUGUAAAGUCAGAAUUUCAGGAAGGCUUCCCUGUGCAUUUGCACCAGAUGAAUGUUUGAUGUUAUGAAAAGCUUUUCCAUAUCAUCAAAACUAAUUUGUAGAUUUUUGCAUGGAAAAAACAAACAAACAAAAAAAAUCAUACAUUUCCCUUCAAACUAGACUGUGUUGCAGUACACAAGUUGCCAUAAUAGUAGAAAGCAGUAAAAUGUGGUAAAACCUCAUCCUUUUCAUUUUCAAAGAUAACAUGAAGACCUUUGCAUGUGGUAUUCUCCAGCAUAGUUCAUUUUUAGAUUUUGUUGAGUCCUGUAACCAAAAUGUUUCUGUUGUGGUAGGAUACCGUGCUGUGUUUCAAUGUUACUUGUUUUCAAACUUUGUUUUCUAUGAAAAUGAUAUGGAAAUGUCUAAAAAUGAAAUUUGGUGCAUAUGUACUGCCGAAUAAAGACCGAAAAAAAGAGGUGUGAAUAGAUGUACAAAUCAAGUCAUGGUUUGAACACCUUUAAUAUGCCUAAUCCAAUUGUUUUAGACUCUUUUUAUCUUAGAUGUAGGCAGCCAUGAACAAUCUAUUUUGAGCCACUUUAGAGAGAAAAAAAAACUUUGUAUUUUUAAAACUUGCACAAAAAGGAUGCAAGUGUUUUUAUAAUUGGAGGAAUGCCUCAGUUUUGAGGUCCUGCACACUAAAUUCAAGGUGAUGUUACAAAUUUGUACAAACUGAACUCUUGAUAAGGUGGCUCAUUGUAGGAAAUGCUGUGCCUUCCCCUUUGAGCACAAGUGUUGCAUGAACAACAGUUUGCUAUAAUAAAACAUCCCAGAUUAGCCACCAUUAGCAUCUAUAUCUACCUUGUGUUUUAAAAUCAGCUGGUAAUUCUGAAACACUGUAGAAUGGAUAAAGAUUAUUUUGUGAUCAUAACUCUUUGUUGGACUAGAGUAUUUUUGCAGCAUUCCUUGUCAUCAGAAACAUGGUUAAAAGUUUAAAACUAGAAGCAGCGGAAAACUAGCUUGUGAAUUUAUCCAAGUAGAGUGCAGGCUAGGCUGUCUUGGGGAAAUAAACAUUAAAACUUGCAA
Corvus hawaiiensis (hawaiian crow) is the source of this 3439-nucleotide messenger RNA. RefSeq names its product karyopherin subunit alpha 4 (gene KPNA4). The record is from RefSeq and is a predicted model, not a curated record. Gene Ontology annotation, biological process: NLS-bearing protein import into nucleus. The coding region runs from base 83 to 1660 and encodes 525 amino acids. Gene Ontology annotation, molecular function: nuclear import signal receptor activity; protein binding. NCBI's taxonomy places the organism in Eukaryota, Metazoa, Chordata, Aves, Passeriformes, Corvidae. The transcript has 17 exons. Gene Ontology annotation, cellular component: cytoplasm; nucleus; nucleoplasm.